Molecule: messenger RNA, 4464 nt
Organism: Frankliniella occidentalis (western flower thrips)
Lineage: Eukaryota; Metazoa; Arthropoda; Insecta; Thysanoptera; Thripidae
Product: ubiquitin carboxyl-terminal hydrolase 15
Biological process (GO): protein deubiquitination
Molecular function (GO): cysteine-type deubiquitinase activity
Source: RefSeq, a predicted model, not a curated record
UGGCAAGCAGAAGCUUAAAGAUCAUCUGAUUGAUGAGAUGGACUACAAGCUACUGCCAGAAGAUAUUUGGGACUACAUUGUCACCAAUUAUGGUAUUUCAGAAGGACAAGAGCCUAUCUCAAGAGCUGUGGUCGAUGUAGGACAAUUUGCUGGUCAUUUGAAAGUGGAGGUAUAUCUGAUGGAGAUUGAACUGUGCAAGGAUUUCAAUCUGAACAAGACUAUAUCACAUCGAUUUAGCAGAAAAGAAAAAACAUCGACUCUCCAUUCAGUUGCAAGAACAGUAUUUGAGAUUCCAAGUAAUGUCACAAGUCAACUUUGGACCUGCAUAUCAGAGACCUCAUACAAUCUUAUUAAGGAUUCAGAUUCAACUUUGCAAGAUGAAAUGAUAUUUCCCAGCUGUGUUGUUAUUUUAGACACUCAGCAACCAGAUGGAAAUUUUGCAAGUAAAGAACACAUGAAAAAGUUGGAUAUCCGAGAACCAAUGGGCCGGUCACCAAUCUUGAAGGAAACAAAUAAAAAUACUGCCAUCCCCCUGCCUGCUCCUGAUACACCUUCUACUAGUCCACCCAUGACAACAAGAUACAGCAUACAGCAUAGUGUUAGCGUCACUACAGGCUUAUGUGGCCUUUCUAACUUGGGUAACACAUGCUUUAUGAACAGUGUAUUACAGUGUAUGAGUAACACUCCUCCAAUCACUGAUUAUUUCUUAAAUGAUCAUCAUCACCAGGAUUUAAAUGUAGAUAACCCCCUAGGAAUGCGAGGGGAAAUUGCUAAAUCCUUUGGAGAACUUAUCAAAGUAAUGUGGAGUGGUACAUCUAGUACUGUGCCCCACCACUUCAAGCUGCAAGUGUCCAAGUUUGCUCCCCAAUUCUCAGGCUAUCAGCAGCAUGAUGCUCAAGAACUCCUCACCUUCCUUUUGGAUGGAUUGCACGAAGAUUUAAAUCGUAUUCAUGACAAACCAUACAUUAAGCAGAGAGAUUCUGAUGGCAGACCUGAUGAGGUUGUGGCAGCUGAAGCUUGGUCAAACUACAAGAAAAGAAAUGAUUCUAUAAUUGUUGAAUUGUUCCACGGGCUUUUGAAAUCUACUGUUUGGUGUCCCCGCUGUAAAAUAACAUCAGUCACCUUUGACCCAUCUUGCUACUUGUCAUUACCCUUACCCACCAAGCUAGAACGUCAUGUUGAAGUUUUGUUUUUUCCCUAUACUGGAGAACAGAAACCAACACUUUAUAAGGUGCAAGUCCCUCAAAGGGCAAGGAUGGAGGAUGUUUUCAUAGGACUCCAUAAACUUACAAAUUAUCCAGUUGAUCAAAUGAUUGCCACAGAAGUUUUCAAACAUCACUUUCAAAGAAUUUUCGACUCAACUGAUACUGUUGACACGUUUGCUGAUGACCGUGAGAGAUUGCAUGUCUAUCUGAUUCCGGUCUCUAUUCAUGACAAAAAAUAUGUAUCUCUUCCUGUGUGCCAAUGGGAGCUUGAUGCUAGAAAAGAAUUUGCCAAUAAUCAGUUGUUUGGGUUGCCAGUAUUUGUUGUUGUGCCACGCAAUGGCUGCACCUAUACCCAACUGUUCAAUGCUAUUUUGAAAAGAAUGGCUCCUUUCCUGAACAUCACUGUCACAUCCAAUCCUACCUACAAGAGUUUUGAUGAUGAUGCUGUGCAUCACAAUGGUAGUAUGAAGGACUCCGAAGAUGAAGAUGAAGAUAGUGAUGGAAAGCCGCCAAAUAAUGAUGGUCUAGAGCCUAUGGAUGUUCAUGUAGAAUACUCUGGUUCUAGUGGUUUUGAGUUUGACCAUGCAGAAGAAGACUGGGACAGAGAUGAUGAUGAACAGAAGUACACCAAUGGAGAUUCAUCAAACCAAAGUUCAUCUUUCCGAGUUUUUAUUGUGAAUAACCAUAGAAUUCAAAGUGUUGCAUCUCCCGACAUGGAUACAAAAGUUAUCCAUUUUCCAGAUUCUUUAGGGAGACAGUUCCUUGUUGUACAAUGGACCUCAGCAAGCCGCCAGACAUACUUCAAGGAAUCGGCUGCCCGAGACUUCGAUAAACAUGAAAGUCUUCACAGUACAAUGAGGCCAAAUGGAGUUGAUUUGAAAGACUGUUUAACUCUUUACACAAAUACUGAGAAAUUAGAUGCUUCAGAAGCUUGGUACUGUCCAAAAUGUAAGGACCACAUAGAGGCCACUAAAAAGUUUGAUCUGUGGAACCUACCUCGAAUCCUAGUGAUACAUCUUAAGAGAUUCCACUACAAUCGAUACCGCCGAGAUAAAAUUGAUACUACUGUGAACUUCCCUCUCCGUGGUCUUCAGCUGCGCGAUUAUAUUUCAGAUCCACACUAUGACAAAAACACCACCUAUGACCUCAUUGGUGUUUGUAAUCACUAUGGAAAUCUGGCUGGUGGUCAUUAUACUGCGUAUGGACUUAACAAGGUAGAAAAUGCUUGGUAUUUGUUUGAUGAUAACCAUGUUCGGAAAGCAAGUGAAUCCUCUGUUGUGUCGAACAGUGCAUAUGUACUUUUCUAUAUGCGCCGUGAUGCAGAAGAAAUGCAACAAUAGGUAGAAUGAGUGAAAGUGAUUGUGCUAAGUUCUGAAAUCCGAUUGAAACACUUGUGAAUGUGUCCAGUGGGAUUGUGUUACUUAGUGGUGUGCAAGUCAGUGUCAUUUAUAUGGCAACCCUGAAAACUUUGAAGGAAACCUUUUUCAUUAAAAUAUGCUGUGAUAAAACUGAAGGUUUACCCACAAGUCAAGAUUUAGUAACCUGGAAGUCCCCACAAUGAAGACUAAGAUUGAGAGACAAUGUGUGUGCUGUUAUUACAUAUACUUAGUCAUUUUGUUUGACAUUUUGCUAAUUGUACAUCAAUUUUUGUCUUGUGUUCUGUUGACAAACUAACCCUCCUCAGUGAUCAAUAAAGUCACCUUUGCCUGCUAUUGCAGCUUUGUUCUCAAUCACUGUAAACAAGCUUCAUUUGAGUUUUUGUCUAAUGUGCUUUGUUCAUGGCCAUGUAUGCAGCUUCCCUGGGAUCUGGCCCCUUUACCUCUGAUUUAAAUAAAUAUUGUAUUUGGUCUUUACUUUUUCUACAAGAAGCUUCAUGUUCUAGUUUGAAAAACAUAUACAUGUAUCAAGUGUGAAAAAUUGGUAAUAUAUGUAAAUUACAGUUUAUUUUUUAAAUGCCAGCUUCUGAUAUUAGCUUGAAGCUGCUCUGAUAUUUUUAAAAAACUGUUACAAACUUACAUAUACAAAAUAAUGUACAAAGUUAUUCUGAGACUUGAGGCUGAGACUUUUGUUUGGAUGAAGAGAACAGCUUUGUUGUGCAAUAGUUGCAAAUUUGUGACCAGGUCUGUGGCAUGGAAAAAGAUGAAGAGGUCAGAACAUAUUAUCUAUUCACUAAUAUGUUAUUUCUUUUUUUUCUUGUUUUUUUUUUCCUUCAAUCUUUACAGAUCUUGUAUUUUGUGGAAAAUGGCAUGUGGGUUUUAUUUAUUGCCUUAUUUAUUUCUUAAUUGCAUUGAUUGUUCCUUUUACCCUGUACUAAGUUUUGGCGAGGUCCGAUUCAAAUUACCUUGUGUUCCACUCUCUAAAGGUGCAGCACCUUCCAGCCUAGCUAGACAGUUGUUCAAUUAAAAUUUUAUUACCUGUAAUUUGGUAGUUUAUAAGUGAUUUUUACUGGUCAUUCUCAACCACUGCUGUAGUACUUCAUUUAAUAUGGGUGUGGCCACUUCAAUGAUUUAAGUAUUUGAAAUGUGUCAAGGUGUAAAAAUUCUUGUUUCUUAGAUUUACUUUAAAUGCCUAAAAUUCUCUUUGGCAUACCACAGGAAAAGACUGUCUCUGUUAAGUGUUAGUGCUAUUCUAUCUUGCAUUCUUAGUUUGUUUUAAUUUGAUAUUGUACUCUUAAGGUAUCUUGGUUUGUUAUCUAUUGUUAAUCAAAACUUACAAACAUGCAAUUUUGUAAAAGUGGUUGUUUAGAUCUAAAUUCCAGUUUUGUUUUGAGUGGUAUACUUAAAGGUGCUCAAGUCUUCAUUAUCUAUGUCGUCCAUCAUAACUUUAAACUUUUUGAUACGUAUUGUGGAAGUCAGACCCACUGUUAGAAUUUGAAAUUAAAAGUUUUUACCUAAAUGUGAUGGUAGUUCUGAAGCUGUAGGUUAUAAAUGACUGCUUGAAUCGAAUAUGUCUUUUAAUACAGAAUUUCUAUACUAGUGCAUGUGGGAUAAUGAGAUGGCUGAAUGAAGGAGACCUCUUUUUUUGAAAUUAUGUUAAGUUUUCCCCUCCUAAUCCCAGUCCAUAACUCUUCUGUUUUUACAUAAUUAUUUUGUUUCUUUUGAAGUAGUAGUUCAGCAUUUUGUUGGUUGCAGUCUAAUUUAUUACCAAUCUAAACUUCUGUGCUCAGCACUGAGAGACCUGUAUGCUCAUUUUCAUCAGAAGAGUUGACACAUUUCAGUGUAAAAUCAAAUGUGCAAAUUAAAGAUUCGGAACAUUUUAA